AUGUAUGAAAACAUUCUUAUGGACAAUGACGAGUACGUCUUAUCAGAUCUUAUCAACUGCAUUCAGCAAGCACAAGGGGAAAUCAAAAAGGAAAUGGAAAAGAUGAAGGAGAAACGAAAACAAUUCAUUCAUCCUGAACUGAAAAUCGAAAGAAUUGCGAAAUACUGCCAGAAAUUGCAUGACGAAUUACAGAAUACUAACCAGCAAUGUUCACAAUCGCGAAGCGAAUUACAAAAUUUGAUACAGCAAUGCGCUUUUCUCGAUAAGCGAUUAAACGAAUAUAAUGAAACUAUUGAACUCUUUAAACACGAAUAUGAUGAGCUUCAGUGCAAGAAUACAGAAAUCAAAAAAGCUAUUGCUGAGACAGAAACAAAUGCUAAAGAUUAUCUUGCAGAAGAGAUAUCGAAAAUGUAUGACCAUUUACUAGCAGAAUCAAAUAAAAUUGAACUGCAGUUAGAACAGAUUGAUAAUCUAGGAAGCAAUCUAGAAAAUCAAGAGAGCACAUGA
Messenger RNA from Thelazia callipaeda (thelaziosis nematode), 507 nucleotides. The record is from the annotation of a GenBank genome assembly. NCBI's taxonomy places the organism in Eukaryota, Metazoa, Nematoda, Chromadorea, Rhabditida, Thelaziidae.